AUGUCCGAAACAGACCAGGCCAGCCAUGGUAUGCCCUCGCCAACGUCUAAGCGACGCCGUCGCAGCCCGGUCCACGACCUGCUCGACGACACGGAGGAGCAGACACCGAGGCCGAAGCGGACGGCGAACCACUUCGACAUGCACUCUCUGUCGUCCCAGUCCCGAUCGCAGUCGCAGUCACACUCGCAGACCUCCGGGGCCUCGUCUCCGAGGAAGAGACUCGCCACCAUGGAGCUGGGGCCGGAGGGGAUCGAGGUCCGGCCCUUGACCGAGGCAAACAGGGCGCUCCCGGAUUCCCUGAUGGAGCUGAUCGCCGACAUGGAGCAGAUCAAGAGUGGAAUCUCUGUCAUCUCCAGCUCUCUCCGUGACGCAAUCACGCUCCAGCCCAGGAUCCGUCUCCGGGAGAUCAACUUUGCCGAGCCGGCCACGCGAGACCCCCUCGGCCCCACCCCCGCCGUCGAUACCGUCCGGGAGAUUGUCUCCGCCGCCACAUAUUCCGAGGCCAGCCUCCAGACAGAGCAUGGCUGGAACUGCGCCGUACACUAUCCCCUCAUACAACUAGCGCUGGGCAUCAGGAGGCGCGACGAGGCACCCCUCGUGGAUUUUACAUCAUGCACCUCAGCCAAAAUCAUCAAGGAAUACCUACCAGGCCAGACGUCGUCGAAGAUGGUCGACUUCUGCAUCCUCCUAUCACCCCACAACAUCGCCCAAUCCGACAGCCAAGUCCCUCCCAACACCCCCACCCCCGCAACAUUCUCCCGCGCCGCAGCAGCACAGGCAGCCAACGCCAUCGACGCCCUCCGCGCCAGCCUGCCGUGCCAGUCCAUCAACCACAGCGACUUCGGCCCGCUGCGCCGCGACCCCGUGGCGGUCAGCGUCGAGACCAAGAGGGCCGGCGCCGGCGGCGAGGAGGCUAGGCUGCAGGUCGGCACCUGGCACGCCGCGCAGUGGAAGCUCCUGGCCGGCCUCGUCGGCGAUGCCGGCGGUGAUCUCGCCGCGCUGCCUUUCCUCCCGGCUGUUAUCGUCACGGGGCAUGAUUGGGCGUUUGCGUGUACGACUAGGGAGGGCCGGCGGACGAUCCUCUGGGCGGACUGUCCCUUCGGUAGCACCCGCAGUGUCCUUGGCGUCUAUAGCAUCAUAUACGGCAUUCAGUAUCUGGCUCGGUGGUCAAGGGAGAUAUAUCUGCCCUGGUAUCUCAAGAAUGUGCUUGGGUUGUCUAGCAGGGAGGAGGGGUGA
Molecule: messenger RNA, 1236 nt
Organism: Phialemonium atrogriseum
Lineage: Eukaryota; Fungi; Ascomycota; Sordariomycetes; Cephalothecales; Cephalothecaceae
Exons: 4
Coding region: 1-1236 (411 amino acids)
Source: RefSeq, a predicted model, not a curated record